UCAAGGCUUUUGGUUGCCUCGAAAAACUGUUCUUUGUUUUAUGUUUCCAUCUAUCUAGCUUGAGGUUUCCUGUGUUUAUUUUAAAGCCCAGAAAUCAAAUUUUAUCUCGAAAAACUUGAAAACAGAAUUCCGUGAUUAAAGAAACCAUUCUCACGGAAGCCCUUUUGCAUUACAGAACCAAAACUCUACUCCACUGUUUUUUCGCAUGUUCACAUUAAAAAUCUCAGUUUUUAGUUCGAUAUGGAAAAUUAGAUAGCCGUCACAGAAAGAAAAAAAGAGAAGGAAAAUGCAGAGAGGAGAGAAUAAAGUAAUAGUAGCCUGGUAGAUUUAUGGGGUUUUGUCCAACAACUUAAGAUUUCUUAGUCAAAAUCAGAUCUUUAUGAGUUGGGACUGUAUCUUUAAGAGACCCAAAACAAGAAAAUUUACUACAAUGCUGCCAAGGGAUAGAGUUGACAAUUCUCCCAGGCCACAACCAUGAAAACAGAGAGUGAAAGACCCUCUCCUUCGCUGAAAACCGGAAUCAUUGAGCUCGGGUUAUCACUCUUGAAAAGGAGUAACGAGGACCCAUAGGAAGGACCAAUAAAUAGAAGCUGCUGUAUUUUCUUUUUUCUUAUUAGACAAAUUUCAGGAAUCCUACUUUCCAAAACCCCGACUCAAAAAGAAAUCAUGUCCAAAACUCGAAGCUUUUGUUAUUUGAAUCCGUGGCUUUAAAUCUCCAAAAUCAUGGUGAUAUGACUGAAAAUACACUGUCAGUGCUUCUCUGUUCUCAGUCUAUUUGCUUUUCGUAGCUCAGCUCAGCAGUGACGUGCAACACUUCGGAGGUUAUUUACUGUAGUUGCAGUCGUCCUUGGCAAGAACAAGUUGGUUUUUAGUUACAGUUUCUCUCUUACAUAACCAGUAACUCUUUGCAGAAACCACUGGUUCUUGCAUAUCUCCUGGGAAUGAAGAAUCAGGUUGCAAAGCAAGAACCCUUCCUUUCUAUAAGUGAAGUGGCGAGGCUCUUUCUAUAAGUGAAGUUCACUGUUAUGUGUUGGGCCAUGGGUGCUGGGCUCCAAAAUCAGGAGGGGGUGCCAGAAAACCACCUAAGCAAACAACUUGCGUUUGCUGUUAGAAGCAUCCAAUGGAGUUACGCGAUCUUCUGGUCUAUCUCAACUAGACAACAAGGGGUGCUCGAGUGGGGAGAUGGGUACUAUAAUGGAAACAUUAAGACAAGGAAGACAAUACAACACAUGGAGCUUAAUGCUGACCAAAUGGGUUUGCGAAGGAGUGAGCAAUUGAGAGAGUUAUAUGAGUCGCUUUCAGCGGGUGACACUAUCCAGCAGGCUAGGAGACCUUCAGCAUCAUUAUCUCCUGAAGAUCUCACAGAUGCAGAGUGGUAUUAUUUGGUUUGCAUGUCCUUCAUAUUCAGUCCUGGACAGGGGUUGCCAGGAAGAGCACUAGCAAAUGGUCAACCGAUCUGGUUAUGUAAUGCUCAUUAUGCUGACAGCAAAGUAUUUUCUCGCUCUCUGCUAGCAAAGAGCGCAUCAAUCCAGACUGUAAUAUGCUUUCCAUUUUUGGGUGGCGUGGUUGAGUUGGGAGUGACCGAGCUGGUAUUGGAGGACCCAAGCCUUAUUCAACAUGUGAAAACUUCAUGUCUGGAGUUCCCAAAGCCCAUUUGUUCUGAGCAAUCAACUUCCAGCCCACAGAAUGCUGACAAUGAGGAGAACCCUACAGUCAAACAUGAGGUAGUUGAUUCCAUGGCUUUGGAUAAACUUAACCCAGUAUCAGAAUGUGAGGUGCAACCAGAGAUAGCACCUCAAGAAGCAUUGCCACCUUCCUCUCCAAACAUGCCUAAGGAAGAAAUUGAGUUUGAGCAGGAUGGGGUUGAAGAAUUAGUUGGCGUAAAGUCAGGAUCACCUGAUGACAGUUCAAAUGAGUACAAGGCCAAUCAACCAACUGAGGAAUCCUUCAUGCUUGAGGGUGUAAAUGCUGGUACUUCUCGUGCCCACAGAUGGCAGGCUAUGGAUGAUGAGUUCAGCAAUUGCAUGCAUGGUUCCAUAAAUUUAAGUGACAGCAUAUCUCAAACCUUUGUAAAUCCUCAGAAAGUUGUGUCUUCUCCAAAGGGUGAAAGAACAAAUAAUCUUCAGCUUCAAGACCUUCAGGAAUGUAAUCACACUAAACUUCGUUCCUUGGAUCUUGGAACUGAUGACUUGCACUACACUAGAACUCUUUCUGCCAUUUUUAAGAACUCGCACCCUUUGAAUGUAUCACCAAACAGCUUCCACGGUGGCAAUCACGAGUCCAGCUUCAAGAGUUGGGUGAAAGGAGGAUUUAUAGAUGCACAGAAGGUGAAGAUUGGAACACCUCAAAAGAUUUUAAAGACGAUUUUGUUUGAAGUUGCUUUAUUGCAUGGUGGUAGUUCACUCAAGUCCCGGGAGGAAAUUACUGGUAAAGUCGGUAUUUGCAGACUCGAAGGGGAUUAUGUUGGUAUGAACCAUGUCUUGUCAGAGAGGAAGAGAAGGGAAAAAAUGAAUGAGAAGUUUUUGAUCCUGAGGUCACUGGUUCCUUCUAUUAGCAAGGUUGACAAAGCAUCUAUACUUGCUGAUACCAUAGAGUACCUGAAAGAUCUUGAGAGAAGGAUUGAAGAGUUGGAAUCUUGCAAGGAGUUACCAGAGUUUGAAGCAAGAACAAGAAGAAAGCAUCCAGAUAUGGUAGAAAGAACAUCUGACAACUAUGGCAACAAUGACAUUUCUAAUGGCAAGAAGCCUUCCAUAAACAAGAGGAAGGCUUCUGAUAUUGAUGAAAGUGAACCAGAGCUCAAUCAGGUUUUAUCUACUGAUUGCUUAGCAGCAGAUGUGACUGUCAGUAUGAUUGGUAAGGAAGUUUUAAUUGAGAUACGGUGUCCUUGGAGGGAUUGUUUGUUCCUUGAUAUCAUGGAUGCAGUAAGCAAUCUCCAUUUAGAUGCACACACUGUUCAAUCAUCCACUGUUGAUGGGAUACUCAGUGUAACACUUAAAUCUAAGUUUAGAGGAGCAGCAGUUGCAUCAGCAGGAAUGGUCAAACAAGCACUUGGUAGAGUUAUCAGCAAGGGUUGAGAAUCAUUUCAUUAACCAUCUAGAUAUUUAUCUUCGGUGGAUACUUAUCAGGUGUCAGACCCAUGGCUGCCAUGUUAGUGCCAACUUUCAAGUGCAAACUAGUUGUACUAUCCCUGUUGAAGAUCAAAACUGUAAAAUCUAGAAAUAGGUUUCUUUGGCCACUGUUUACAAUGUAGUAUUGUUCUCCUUGCUGCCAUGUUUCCUUUUUAGAUUUGUCUAAAAGGAGAUACCAGGACAGUUCAUUGAAGAAAAAUAAGAGGAAUCAGGAUGCUUGAAUUUCUAUUCUAGGAGCAGAAUUGAUUUAGCAGAUGACUGUUAGCACUGCUGAUUUACCUCAGGAGUGUGCGCUUCAUGAAGGACCCCCAAACAUGAUUCAUUUGUUGCAUGUAGCUGAUCCAUAUGGUUGGGUAUAGCUUGGAUGAUGAUGAUGAUGAUGAUGAUGAACCAACCUGAUUAUUGGUGAAUUUCAUUUCUCCCAUCAACCUUCUCUGACUUUGUGAUUGGGUUAUGGUGUAUUACAUGAUGAUCAUUUAGAUUUAGAGCAAACAAGCUAUUAUCCA
Nelumbo nucifera (sacred lotus) is the source of this 3634-nucleotide messenger RNA. RefSeq names its product transcription factor GLABRA 3-like. Gene Ontology annotation, molecular function: protein dimerization activity. NCBI's taxonomy places the organism in Eukaryota, Viridiplantae, Streptophyta, Magnoliopsida, Proteales, Nelumbonaceae. The record is from RefSeq and is a predicted model, not a curated record.